Lodderomyces beijingensis is the source of this 1911-nucleotide messenger RNA. The record is from the annotation of a GenBank genome assembly. Lineage: Eukaryota; Fungi; Ascomycota; Pichiomycetes; Serinales; Debaryomycetaceae.
AUGCGCAAAAUAUCGCAGGACGCUGGCAAGCCGACGUUCCGACCGUUGUCGGAAACCCAGAGAAUCCGGCAACUCAUUCAGGAAAAACAAUUAAGUGUGGACGAGUUAAACACUAUAGCGAUAACAUUGAGAACUCAAAUCGAAGGACAGAUUUUGGAAAACUUUACCGUGGAGAGUAAAUACUUGAGCUAUGAGAGGCAAUUGCAGGACUUGAAAGACGAGACUCUGAGGUUAGAGAGCUAUGAGCUAUCGUCGAUGGACCAGUUGCGGAAAAAAAUCAAUGUAGAGUCCCAUGAAAUGAUGCUUGGUCACCAGCAGCAUUUGAACGCACGCAAGGAGGAGAUUUCCGCGCAGGUCGAUGAGAUGUUUGCCGAGAAGCAGAAACGGUACGACGACGAAAUUGAGAAACUAAAAAGGGAAAUUAGUUUGGAAAAAACGCGAGGUGACGAGCUCGAUGCCUGUUUGGAAAGAAGACUACACUCGUUUGAGCAACAACAAGCAAAGACAUCUGAAGAGUCUUCACGGAGUCUACGGGAUGAAAUGUGCAAGCAAGAAGAAGAAAUGGGGAAACUAACACAAUCAAUAACCAGUUUGGUGGAAAACUGUGCUUUCAUCCACGAACGCGAACUACCUAGUUUGCACCAGGAUCUUCGCAGAUACAACUCCAUCCUUCAUCAACUAACAGCCAAGAACUCAGAUAAACAACUUGAAUUGAGCAACCACGAAGAGCAAAUACGGCAAAGUAGGAAGCAGAUUGCUGAACUCGAAGCAGAGUCCAGAAACAGAAACGAAGAAGUGACUCGAAUGCAGUUUGAGAUAAAACGGAUGAAAACAGAAGUUAUUGGUCAAGAAUCCACACGAAGGAUCCUACACUCGCAACUUCAAGAGCUCAAGGGCAACAUUCGAGUGUUUUGUCGAGUACGAGCGGUGGAUUCUGGGUCCGACUUGAUAAACAUUGAACUUUCCGAUGAUGACUUGAACGAAGAAGGCAAGCAAGAAUUGACCAUCAAAAGAAAUGAGCAUCUAGGAGUAUCAAAUACCAACAGUUUGUUUAAAUUCCAGUUUGACAAGAUAUUCUCGAUGCAUCAAGGUAACCACUACAUUUUUGACGAGUACUCGCAACUCAUUCAAAGCUGCAUGGAUGGCUCAAACGUGUGCGUGUUUGCAUACGGUCAAACCGGAUCCGGCAAGACUUUUACCAUGUCCAAUCUAUCGGAUGGGAUGAUCCCCCUAUCAAUUAAAAAAAUCUUUGACGACAUUGAGGAACUUCGCCAACAAGGACAAUGGGCCUAUGAAGUCACGGGAAAAUUCGUCGAGAUUUACAAUGAAAACAUUAUUGAUUUGCUCAACCCACGAACCAACAUCAAGCACGAAAUCAAGCAUGACGACAUCAAUUGCAAAACUAGCAUCACCGACGUGACCAGCAUCGUGAUCACCUCGCCGGAGCAAGCUAACCAGAUACUAGAACGAGUCAACAACCGCAGAACCACAGCCGCGACCAAAUCAAAUGACAAGUCGUCGCGGUCGCACUCGAUAUUCAUCAUGGACGUCGUGGGCCGCAAUGAAGCCACGGGUGCUGCAACUUUUGGAACGCUCAAUUUAGUCGAUUUGGCAGGCUCCGAACGCAUCAACGUCUCCCAAGUGGAAGGAGAACGGCUAAGGGAGACGCAAGCAAUCAACAAGUCGCUUUCUUCGCUUGGCGACGUUAUCUCCUCGUUGAACUCAACUUCGGCAUCGCAUAUACCUUAUAGAAACUCCAAAUUGACUUAUUUAUUGAAGCAUAGCUUGGGCGGCAACUCCAAAACGUUGAUGUUUGUCAAUGUUUCGCCCUUGAGCGCGAAUUUCAACGAGACUAUCAAUUCGUUGAGGUUCGCCACGAAAGUGAAUAGCACCAAAUUGAGCCACCAAUGA